AUGUCCUACUACGACAUAGACGCGAUCCUCACAGAGGCAGAAAAAGUCCCCUGCAAAUUCGAACUCGACGUCCCCGACCUCGGCCACCUCGACAACAACCCCUCCCAACCCCUCAAGUCCGGCACAAACCUCACCCUCCCCCUCUGGCUCGCCGAAAUGCUCGCCAUCUCCUCCACCGGCGAAGACGCCAAGCCCCCCGUAACCAUGAGCCCCCCCGCCGCGCUCUCCACCGAAGUCGUGCAGGCCCUCAAGGCCGACCCGCGCGCCGUCCCGCUGCGCGAUCAGAGCGCGCACUUUUACGGGUUGGGGACGCGGAUGUUGGAUUUAUUCGAGGAUAAGGAGCUCGCGGAGGUAUUGAGGAAGACGUUUGUUGUUAGGGCUGCGGAGGUCGGAUUGCAUGCCGGGAAAGUAGGGGAUGAUGUUCCAGUGGGUGGGGCGGGGGAGGAGUUUCUGAGGGGGUUGGAUGAGUGGGAGAGGGGGCUGUUUAGGAAGGCGCAUGAGGGGGCGAAAGGGACGAAGGAGUGGAUGGAGAAUGUGAAGAAGAGUUGA
Messenger RNA from Scedosporium apiospermum, 549 nucleotides. RefSeq names its product DNA replication complex GINS protein PSF3. The coding region runs from base 1 to 549 and encodes 182 amino acids. Lineage: Eukaryota; Fungi; Ascomycota; Sordariomycetes; Microascales; Microascaceae. The transcript has 2 exons. Gene Ontology annotation, biological process: mitotic DNA replication initiation. The record is from RefSeq and is a predicted model, not a curated record. Gene Ontology annotation, cellular component: GINS complex.